Molecule: messenger RNA, 930 nt
Organism: Alosa alosa (allis shad)
Lineage: Eukaryota; Metazoa; Chordata; Actinopteri; Clupeiformes; Clupeidae
Gene: hcar2
Product: proteinase-activated receptor 3
Exons: 1
Coding region: 1-930 (309 amino acids)
Biological process (GO): positive regulation of Rho protein signal transduction; phospholipase C-activating G protein-coupled receptor signaling pathway
Cellular component (GO): membrane
Molecular function (GO): G protein-coupled receptor activity
Source: RefSeq, a predicted model, not a curated record
AUGAGGGCCCUCUUUAUCAACUCCACCCUUCUCCUCAUCCACCGACCAGCCAAUGCAUCUGUGGUGGAGCUGACAGUGUUUGAGAGGUGCACGGCAAUGCCGGAGGUUCUGUUGUUUUAUUUCUGCCUGCAGUUCAUCAACCUGUUCCUGGGCAUCCCGGCCAACGUCAUGGUCCUUUGGCUCAUCCACAGGACCAAAGGGGACUCCUCCACAUCGGACAUCUUUAUCCUACACCUGGCCGUCCUGGACACAUUCUUUUGCCUCAUUCCGCCCCUGGAGUUCGCCAACCUCAUGUACCUGACGGUGGACAGCACAUGGUACGUCCUGCGCUUCUUCUACGGCAUCAAGGACUCCUCACCUCUCUUCCUCGCCUGCAUCUGCAUGGACCGCUACAUGGCCGUGCGUCACCCAAUCCUCUUCACCGAGCUAAAGGACCGCAAGCACCGGUCUGUGUGCGUAGCCGUCGUCUGGCUCAUCACGCUGGCGUACGCCGCCGCCAAGUGUGUGGGAGACAUCCCUAACUUCGAGAAGGUCUUCACCGUCAUGAUCCUGGCCGCCUUCCUCUUCAUGGUCUUCUGCAACAUCUCCAUUCUCUGGGCUCUUAGCCAGUCCGGCCCCGGCCGCGACGAGAUGCACCCGGUCAAGAAGAGGGCCUUCAAGAUGGUGCUCAUCAUCCUGGCCAUCAUCAUCUUCAACUACUUGCCGCCCGUCGCCCUCUUCCCGUUCCAGGUGUACUUCACGGAUGACGUGUUCAAAUGCUACAUCCACUACAUUGCCUUCGGCUUCAUGGACAUCAGUAGCAGCAUCCAGCCGAUGCUCUACCUCUCCAAGGAGAAGCUGAUUAUCCCAAGCUGUAGAACUAAAGACGGCUGCUGCAGCCGUUGCAGCUGUUGCUGUGCUGUGACGGGUGAAAUGGAGGUGAGCACUUAG